AUUGUUUCUGAAAUAGAAAAUAUGCGUCAUAGAAUAAUUGAAGUUCGCCAGGAAAUAUAUAAUCAUAAUGAGAAUGAAGUUAGCAGACGAUGGGCUUUUGAAGAAGGGAUUAAACGGCCUUACUUUCACGUAAAACCAUUGGAAAAAAUACAGCUAAAAAACUGGAAAGAUUAUCUUGACUUUGAAAUAGAAAAUGGAACUCUUGAACGUGUGGUGGUUUUGUUUGAGAGGUGUCUUGUUGCUUGUGCCCUUUAUGAAGACUUCUGGAUAAAGUAUGCUAAAUACAUGGAAAACCACAGUAGUGAAGCUGUGCGACAUGUGUACAGCAGAGCAUGUACAGUUCAUCUAUCAAAGAAACCCAUGGUACAUUUACUUUGGGCAGCUUUUGAGGAACAGCAAGGGAACAUUAACGAAGCUAGAAGAAUCUUGAAAAUGCUGGAGGAAUCUGUAUCAGGGUUAGCCAUGGUCCGCUUAAGACGAGUAAGCUUAGAACGCCGCCAUGGAAAUAUGGAUGAAGCAGAAUUUCUGCUUCAGGAUGCAAUUAAAAACAGCAAAACGCCCAACGAAGCAUCUUUCUAUGCUGUGAAGUUGGCUCGUCUUUUAUUCAAAGUAGAGAAAAGCCUUCCUAAGGCCAGGAAGGUCCUACUAGAAGCAAUAGACUUUGAUAAGAUUACCUUCUACAAUAAUUUGACCCACUGGGACAGCUCUAAUGGCUUUAUUCUACUACCAUAUACCAUGCUGUAUUCAGCUGGGUAUGUUCUCUUACUCCCAUCCUGUGACAAAAAAAAAUUGUCACCAAUUCAGGAUAUGUGGUUUUCAAAAAAAAAUGCUGAUUUUUAUUUUCCCUCCCAUUCUCCAGGCUGUCUAAGACGAGUGCACCUCCUCCAAGGAAGCCCAAGUGCAAAUUGUUGUCAAGACUGGGAAUCUGACUUGGGAGCUCACCAAUUAAAUGUAGAAAGCACCAAACUAUAUCUAAAUCUUUUGGAACUUGAAUACAAUUCAGAUCUCAAACUGAAUGAAGAAAACAUUCUGAAUGCUUUUGAUAAAGCAAUAAGUAGCUCAAUGGCUAUAGAAACAAGGAUAGCCUUCUCCCAGCGGAAAGUUGAAUUUUUGGAAGACUUUGGUUCUAAUGUGAAAAGACUCAUGGUGGCUUAUGAUGAUCAUCAACAGCUUUUAAAAGAGCAGGAGUCAUCUAAAAGAAAGGCAGAAAAUGGGUCAGAAGAGCCAGAGGAGAAAAAACAAAGGAGUGAUGCAACAUUAACGUCUGCCCAGCUGAUGAGUGGAGACUUGCAGGCUAAUCAGUCUGCGUAUAAUUACAAUGCUUGGUAUCAGUACAAUUAUGCAACACCCUGGAACUACGGGCAGUAUUACCCACCACCUACAUAAUAUACUGGAAUUUCUUGUUCUGAGAUGUUUCGUUUCCGUUUUAAAAGUAAAAAGUGGAAAAUAUUGCAUCUUAAAGGACUUGCAAAGACUGGAUUUCUUUCUCAAGGAUUAAAACUGAGGAAAAAUUGUUUACUGGAAGAUGUUUGUUUGAGAUCAGAUAAGAUUUAUGUUCAAAAGCGUUUUGAGAAUUUCUCAUCUUUUUUGAGUUUUUUUAAAAAAAAUUCUCUUCAUACUUAAUUUGAUAAUAGGAAAAUAAAUUUUAAAGAUACUGCAGAGCACCACUGAUGGUAUAGUUUCUUAUCUGGCAAUUUCCUUCAAUUGUGGGAUUUUGAAAAAUUGCUGAGCUACAUAAUCAGGUAUACAACUAAUACAUUUGUAAUUGAAAACUUCAAAGACAUGUUGCUUUUUAUAUUUAAUUAAAAUAUGAUUGCACA
Molecule: messenger RNA, 1820 nt
Organism: Rhincodon typus (whale shark)
Lineage: Eukaryota; Metazoa; Chordata; Chondrichthyes; Orectolobiformes; Rhincodontidae
Product: PRP39 pre-mRNA processing factor 39 homolog (yeast)
Exons: 9
Coding region: 22-1386 (454 amino acids)
Biological process (GO): RNA processing; mRNA 5'-splice site recognition
Cellular component (GO): U2-type prespliceosome; U1 snRNP; commitment complex
Molecular function (GO): protein binding
Source: RefSeq, a predicted model, not a curated record